Molecule: messenger RNA, 4224 nt
Organism: Spinacia oleracea (spinach)
Lineage: Eukaryota; Viridiplantae; Streptophyta; Magnoliopsida; Caryophyllales; Amaranthaceae
Exons: 9
Coding region: 215-3802 (1195 amino acids)
Biological process (GO): DNA topological change
Cellular component (GO): chromosome
Molecular function (GO): DNA binding; DNA topoisomerase type I (single strand cut, ATP-independent) activity
Source: RefSeq, a predicted model, not a curated record
UUUUCCUUAAUCCUAAAACCCUGAACCCUUGAAAACACCUAAUCUCUCAGUUCUCUCUCUCUGCCCUUCAAACAUCAUACUACGCAUGUCUUCCUUCUAAAAUUCUAUCAUGUCUGAUGCUAAAAUCUUCAUCCUCUAAUUAAAGUCACAUUCUUUUAAUCUUAAUUAAUCGACUGUAAUAGACUAAUGGUGUUAAUGACUUCGCUUUAGUUCAAUGGCUACUUCUUCUAAUCCCGCUACCUCCAUUUUUGGGUGUUGCAGCCCAUCUUUCUUGGAUAAGACACGAUAUAGCACAUUACAGAGUUAUGCAGCCACCUAUUUUCCAUGUACAUCUGUCAGUAGUUGUGGUAUACAUACGAAAGGAUCAGUGAUACAGUUUAAAAAGGUUAGAGGAACCUGUAAGGUGAUGGCUCAGCAGUCAAAAUAUAUCAGGUGUGACUUUGGGUGUAAUAGUUUCAGAGAACUUGUUGAUGAAUCAAGGAAGGGAGGUAGCAUUUGUUCUCUUUCAAUAAUUGGGUUUGCAAGUCAACCUUUGCCUUCUACUUCAAGUCUCAGUAUUUCAAGUAAGAGUGUUAGACCUACAUAUGUGGCUUUAGCUAAGAAGAUGCUCUCCACAAAGGCAAUACCAGAGUCUGGUUCUAGUGGUACAAGCACUAAUGAAUCCGUAUUUGUAAAAGAUGGAAAAAGUGGUAGGAAUUUACCAAAACCUGUUUUUUCUAAUAAACAACGAAAGCGAGUAAAUGCAUUUGCCACUCAAGGGAGUACUGAAGGUAAUCUAAAGAAUGCUUUUCCUUGUCAGGUGGUUAGGAAGAAUAUUCCUGAUCAUCGGUUAUCUUCCCGUAAAAAUGUCAAUUCUGUAAAUUCUAUUGAAGUGCUGGAAAUAAAUGGGCAAAAGGAAGCAAACUCUGCACAGUCUCUCUCCGUUCCAAGUCCGGUUGACAGUAAGGCAGAGUCAAAGAAUGAAACAAAACCAAAGCAGAGACCACGAACAAAAAAGAAGAAAGAAGAGCUGUCUGGUACACUGUCCUCUCUUGACGAUGUUCCCUCGAAAGGAUCUAGAAGAGUUAAAAAACCAAAUGGUUUGUCACCACAGACUGCUGAGAAUAGCUCAACUGUCAAUAUACCUAAGGAAGAGAUUGACAUUGCCGGGUCACCUCAAGCUGUGCCUAAGAAAAAAGUCUCGAAGCCUAGGAAGAAGGGGAAAUCUUUGAAAGAAAAUAACAUAGAGCAAAAAACAAACGGUGCUUUACACGAACCUGAGAAGGUGGUAGAGGAGGCACCUUCUACCCGCAAAGCACCUCAGAAACCAAAACCACCAACUGUUAAUGGGAUCAAGUCAAUCAAGUUAAAUCCAUUAUACCCUCCUACAGGAAAAUCUGUUUUGGUGGUGGAAUCCCUCACUAAAGCAAAGGUUAUUCAGCAUUACCUUGGUGACAUGUAUGAAGUUAUACCGAGCUAUGGCCAUGUAAGAGACUUGGCUGCUAGGUCAGGGUCUGUGCGUCCUGAUGACGACUUCAGUAUGGUAUGGGAGGUUCCCUCCUCAGCCUGGGCUCAUCUCAAGAGUAUGAAGGCUGCAAUUAGUGGAGCAGAUAAUCUUAUUCUUGCAUCAGAUCCUGAUCGAGAAGGAGAGGCUAUUGCUUGGCAUAUCAUCGAGAUGUUGCAGCAACAGAAUGCUUUGCACGAGAAUAUGACUAUUGCCAGGGUUGUCUUUCAAGAAGUAACAGAAUCAGCAAUAAAAACUGCUCUGCAGACUCCAAGAGAUAUUGACGUUAACUUGGUCCAUGCUUAUCUUGCUCGCCGAGCACUCGAUUAUUUGAUUGGAUUCAACAUUUCCCCUCUUUUAUGGAGAAAGCUUCCUGGUUGUCAGUCUGCUGGACGAGUACAAUCAGCUGCUCUCUCUCUUAUAUGUGACCGAGAAAUAGAAAUUGAGGAAUUUAAACCACAAGAGUAUUGGAGUGUGGAAGCCACAUUCAUUGCUUCAAAUGCGGAAACAUCAACAAACAAGUCUUCUCUACGUUCAUAUUUGACUCAUUUUGAUUCUAAAAAGUUGAAUCAGUUUUCGAUUGGCUCGGAGACUGAAGCAAAGGUUAUUGAGCAGAUGGUGAGUUCGUCUAAUUUCACGGUCACUGCUGCUAAGAGAACCAAAAUAAACAAAAACCCUCCCACUCCCUAUAUAACAUCGACCCUUCAGCAAGAUGCUGCAAAUAAGUUAAGUUUCUCUGCUUCUUAUACAAUGAAGCUGGCACAGAAGUUGUAUGAGGGGAUUCAGUUUGCAGAUGGCAAGGCGGCUGGAUUGAUAACAUACAUGAGGACUGAUGGUUUACAUAUAUCUAAUGAAGCUGUAAUGGAAAUAUGUUCAUUGGUUGGAGAACGUUAUGGUUUGGAAUUUGCUGCAAGUAGUCCACGCAAAUUUUUGAAAAAGGUGAAGAAUGCUCAAGAAGCACAUGAAGCCAUUAGACCCACAGAUAUAAGAAGAUUACCGUCAAUGCUUGUAAGAGCUCUUGAUGAAGAUUCCUUAAAGUUGUACACUUUAAUUUGGGCUCGUACAAUGGCCUGUCAAAUGGAAGCUGCAAGAGUUGAUCAGAUACAGCUUGAUAUUGGUAAUAGUGGUGGGUCCCUUUCGUUUCGAGCUGCAUGCACUGCAGUUGAUUUCCCUGGGUUCAGGUCAGUUUAUGAAGAUGUGGAGACUCGGGCUAUUAGAGAUAAUGACAAUGAACCCUCAGAUCGUGCUGAAAUUUAUAAGAUCCUCAGUAAUCUUAAACAAGGAGAUCCUUUGUGUCUUGGAAAUUUGGAAACAAAACAGCACCAUACUCAGCCUCCUCCCCGCUACUCUGAGGCAUCAUUGGUGAAAAAGAUGGAGGAGCUUGGAAUCGGAAGACCUUCAACAUAUGCAAGCAUACUUAGAGUUUUACAAGACAGGAAAUAUGUUACGGCAAAAAGCCGAGUGCUAAACCCUGAAUUUCGUGGCCGUAUGGUCUCAGCCUUUCUCUCUCAUUACUUUAACGAGGUGACAGACUAUAGUUUUACCGCUGACAUGGAAACUGAGCUUGACAAUGUUUCUGCUGGAUCGACUGAAUGGAAAGGGCUCCUGAAGGAUUACUGGGGUAGGUUCAGUAUUUAUUGUGAGCGCGCUGGCAAAGUUCACAUUCAUCAAGUCGAGAAGAUGCUUGAGAGAACUUAUGAAAACUUCCUUUUUUCCUCGCUUCCUGAGGAGAGCCGAACAUGCCCCAGUUGUAUGGAGGGUACUCUGAUCUUCAAAGUUAGCAGAUACGGAGCAGGAUAUUUUAUAGGUUGUGAUCAACAUCCCAAGUGCAAGUAUAUAGCUAAGACAUUGUAUGGGGAAGAGGAUGAAGACGAUGCUCCUCAGAACAAUCUGGCAGUUGAAGAGCCUAAGUUGUUGGGUACUCAUCCUGCUUCUGGUGAUAAGGUCCUUCUGAAAGGUGGCCCUUAUGGGUCUUAUGUGCAACUUGGUGAAGAUAGAAAAGGAUAUUUACCCAAACGAGUGUCUGUAUCUCAGAUCAAGGAUGUGAAUUCAAUUACGCUGGAAGAUGCUGUUGAUUUGCUUCGCUACCCUAUCACACUGGGAAAUCACCAUGAAGAUGGCCUGCCAAUACAAAUAAAGAUCUCAAAAACAGGAUUUUCAAUUAGGCAUCGACGUAACAUAGCUCCUGUGCCGAAGAACUUGCCUCCAGGUGAUAUUGAUAUGAAGAAAGCUCUGGAGUUGCUGUCAGGUCCAGGCGUUAAAAGAUCUGGUCGACCAAAGGGUAAAAAGCGUGUGGAAGAAGCUGUUGAUGACUUAUAGGAUGGAUGUUGCCUUGCGAAAACAUGCUCUACUAUUAUGCACACACACAUACUUGUUUGAAGCUUGUUGCUUCUUGAAUAAGUAAUAAGUUUUCAAGAAAAACACGAGUAAUCAUCGGUUUUCAAGAAGAACUGUUGCUCACAAACACAUAAUAGCAGCCCGGAAUUGGCCCGUUGAGCUUGUAGUAAGAUGUACAAUCGAAGCAGCAAUUUGACAAGUGAAGUCUACAAUUAUGUUAGAGGUAGAUGGUUCCUAUUCUUUUGAUCAUCAUCGAUUUUUGUUUCCUAGGCUUGUUUUGUCCAUAGUUUAGUCUAUAGAGAAGUAGGCCUCUUUGUUUAGUGUCAUAGUUGAAAAAAUGUCAAUUCCUCGAUAGGUUAUUCACUGUGAAUAAUUGAAUAUAUUUAUCAACAUUAUUUUCUUCA